Molecule: messenger RNA, 2689 nt
Organism: Capsicum annuum
Lineage: Eukaryota; Viridiplantae; Streptophyta; Magnoliopsida; Solanales; Solanaceae
Product: mucin-17
Exons: 5
Coding region: 364-2463 (699 amino acids)
Source: RefSeq, a predicted model, not a curated record
UGCACUGAAACACAUACCAACCAACAAACAAAAACUGUGAACUCAGAAAACGAGUCCACAUAUAUGAAUAAUUCAACUCAAUCCAUUCCCCUUGUGGUCUUCCUAACUGAAGUCAGCUUCAAUUUCAACGUCAAUCAUUUUGAUUCCUUCUUUCUUUCUUUUUGGCUGUUAAAGAAUUAGUCACAAUAUCUUAAAUUAAUAACCCCUUCAUUUUUUAUUUUUUUCAAUUCUUCUAGACAAAAUCUUGAUUGGUCUUUUAACUUUUUUUUUUUUUUUUUGUAGUAAAUUAGCAGUUUAUAUAUAUAGUAUAUAUAUACUUUAUUUGUUGCAGGAGCUGAGCUUUUUGAGGUAGUGUCUCCAAGAAUGACUAGUUCUGGUAAAGAAGAUCAAGAUCAGAGCAAAAUCAAUGGCAUUGAAGAUUCUAAAACGACAAUUGAAUUUCUCCGGGGGAGAUUAUUGGCUGAAAGAUCUGCUUCAAGAACAGCAAAGCAGAGAGCUGAUGAACUGGCACAGAGGGUCUCAGAGCUCGAAGAGCAGCUAAAGGUUGUAUCUCUGCAAAGAAAGAAAGCUGAGAAGGCCACAGCAGCUGUUCUGUCCAUAUUAGAGGACCAUGCAGUAGAUGAUGUUUCGGAGGAAUUUAGUUCGGGCUCUGAUGAAGAAACAAUCUUAUCUGAUUCAAAAGAUGCUCAAAAUAAAAAAGAGGGAGGGGAAAUUUCCUCAAGUGCCAAAGAAAAAGAAGAUGACGUGGAUACAUUCUCAAGUUCGGGGAUUGCUUCUUCUCCAUCAACUGCCAGAAGUUUGUCGUGGAAAAGUGGCAAAAGUUCUUCACAUUCUUUAGAAAGGAGAAAAUACACUGAUUCUAAUAGGAGGAGGUCUAGUAACUUUUCAUCAACUGACAUUUCUUCUUCAAAACGUGGUGGUAAAUCAUGCCGACGGAUAAGGCGCAGGGAUACCAGAUCAGCUAGUGAUAAGUUACAAAAUAGUUCUGCUGAAUGUGCCUCUGAGGCUCUUCCAAGUUCUGCUAACAAUGAGCAACAAUCUUUGACGGCCGAAGCUGGCAACAGUGAUGCGAAUGAUCAAGUGCACGUUUCUGCAUCAGGUGUGUCAGAAAAUGGAAGGCAAGCAGAUAAGAGUGAUGAAAACAGGCAAAGAGCUUUGCAUCAGCAAGCACAAGUUACAAGGCAAUAUGAAGCUGAGGAAAAAGCCCAGAGAGAAUGGGAAGAGAAGUACAGAGAGAGUAACAGCUGUACACCGGAUUCAUGUGACCCUGAAAAUUACUGGGACGUGACUGAAGAAAGAGAUGACUUGAAGGCAUCUCAGAAACCAUACUCAGCUCAACGAAGUGGUAUGCAAAAUCAUGCAAACAAGUAUGGAUCAGCAGAUGUUCCCUCUACUGGGGAGAAUGGAACUAUAAACUGUUUUCCAUCCACCCCGCAUGUCAAUGUGGGCUGCUUGAAAGAUACACAAGGCAACAGAACUGUUGAAUCAGAUUCCCCAACAUUAAAGGGUUCACGUCUGAUGUCAAAUGGAAACUAUUUGGAAAAUCAUGGCCAGACAUCUGCUUAUGGCCACCAGCACUCUGUUCCUCUGACUCAUUCCCCCAUGCAUCCUCAAGUACAUACUACCUCGUCUUCUGGUGGUAGCAGUUUGCAAGCCGGACAAGCUCUUCAAACAGGUUAUGAACUUGCCUUGGUGACACGUAACAGUUCGAAUGGUUUAGGUUCUGUCCUUGGGGAACUUAAACAAGCUAAACUUUCACUGAGUAAACAAAUCAACAGCUCACCACCAACAAUAACUGGAUCCUCAAUCAAAGCCAUGGAAUACUCUAUUCUUGCCACUAAAAUUGGAGACAGAUCAGGUACUCCUGCCGGGUACUCUACACCUUUCAGCCAGCCAACAGAUUUUCAACUUAAAGCAACUACAACCGCCAGCUACCCGGUAUUACCCUCGAGAUUCAGUUCAACGAGCUAUUAUCCUGCACCUUCCACCUAUGAAAUCUCUGCAAGUCCUUAUGUGGAGUCUCGAUCAAAUUAUGUUACUCGAAGUAAUAGGUUUACUUCUCCUACCCCAAGAGCUUUCGCAGAGGUCUCUUCUUCAACUCCUCCAUACAGGCUUGUAUCUGAAACCAACUUAGAGGCAGCCCCACCAUCUUCAAUGAGGUUUAAUCCCCACUCAAGUUCACGUCUUCCCUUUUCUAGUAAAUUUACGUACCCUUCAUAUCCCAUGAUCCCAGAUGUGGUGCCAAAACUACCCUCGGGUGAACUAUUCUCAAGAAAUUUUCCUACGAAUGAGACAAGUCCUCCCUCAUUUUCCUUCUCAACCUUUCGCCCUGAGGUGGUGCCAAGACUACCCUCAAGUGAAGUAUUUUCGAGAAACUUUCCUAUGAAUGAGACAAGUAUGCCACCCUCAUUUUCCGCCUCAGGUUAUGUUCCUCAUAUCAGACCAAACAUGUAUAGUAGUUGAUAUUGUACACAGUACAGUUCUUGGUCAAGAAAGUCCUCAUAUACCUCAAAUGUUUCGAGAAGAGUUUACAUAGGUUAUAUUGUUCUGUAGUUUGUGUAUCAUUUAGUCUAAUCGGGUUACAGAGAAACCAGCAAUGUACCUUUGGAUUUUGAAGCUGUUGCUGUGUACUAGGUGUGUUGUAAAAUGUCAGAAAUAUCAAAUUUAUUGGCUGGUGCUAUAGUUUUCA